AUGAAGACAUUAUCCUUUACCCUUCUAGCAUUGCUUGCAUUAAUUGUGCCGAUAUCGGCUGUCGAAUUUGAUCCGGUGUCAUUCCGUUUUAUCGAUCCAGUACUCUCUCCAGUGACUCAUACAAAGAAAUUCAACAUAACGGCUGGGAUUCAGACAUACAAUCAAACCAUCAAUUUUGUGUUAGAAAACAACGAUGACCUCAUAUCACAGGACGUGCAGAUCCGAUAUCCCGGUAUUCAUGGGCAGGCCAACGAGGCAGGUGCCCUGCCAGACCCGCAAGUUCGAUUUACAAAAGGAUCAGUCUGGAUGCAGGACGCUUUUAGGGGGAGCCAGGAGAAUGUCGGAUGGGCAAGGCUUGCCGUGAUCCAGCAUGGAGAAAACCUGCUCUUCGAUGGAGCCUUUACAAUUAUGGGUGCGCAAUAUGCCAUCGAGCUUGAGACCCUGGAUAAUGGGUCUACUGCGAUGAAAGCCCACGAGCACGAAUCGGCAUUCACAACUGGCAGCCGAUCGUCACUCCCUGCGCUCUGCGCAACUGCACCCGAAACAGACCUGUAUAAGAGACAGACCUGGAAUGCCUGGGGUGAGAAUCUCACAUCAACGAUCGGCAGUACUUAUGGUUGUCCGAACACGAGAGAGAUUGCAAAUAUUGGCAUCAUGACGGACUGCACUUACACUGCGAGCUUCAAUUCCUCCGACUCUGCCCAUCAAUACAUCCUUAAUAUGGUCAACACUGCAUCUGUGGUAUUUGAGAACAGUUUCAAUAUCUCUCUUGCGGUACAGAAUUUGACAAUAAGUGACGCCGAAUGCCCGACCAGUACCUCAGACACAACUGCAUGGAAUGUUCCUUGCUCCCAGGGAGAUCUUAACACACGCCUUCAGACCUUUUCAACGUGGAGAAGCUCCGUGAAUGACCAAAAUGCAUACUGGACCUUGUUGACUGGGUGUUCAGUUUCUGCUGGAGAGAUUGGGGUGUCCUGGAUUGGAGCACUAUGCAACACGGGCUCUGGCUCUAUUAAUGGAGGAGCUGGUGCCAAUGUCGUUGCUCGAACACAAAAUGAGUGGCAGGUCUUUGCGUAA
Molecule: messenger RNA, 1077 nt
Organism: Penicillium expansum
Lineage: Eukaryota; Fungi; Ascomycota; Eurotiomycetes; Eurotiales; Aspergillaceae
Product: Peptidase M12B, ADAM/reprolysin
Exons: 2
Coding region: 1-1077 (358 amino acids)
Biological process (GO): proteolysis
Molecular function (GO): metalloendopeptidase activity
Source: RefSeq, a predicted model, not a curated record